AAUGUAAACAUUUUUAUCCCUAUCUGAACAUGCAAUAUUGUUUUGAUUGUACUUGUAUUCAUGUAUGUAUAAUGUAUUGAUUUUCGACCAAUUUGUUAUUUGUUUUAUGUUAUGCUUAAAUUAACUGUUUUUACACAAAGCACGUGCGUGUGUGAUCAACUGUAAAUCAUUUCGGUUAGGUUGAUUAACCGCAUAAUCAAUGGAUGUUCCACCCAUACUGUAUUUCAUUAACUAAACCGCAGUUUUUAUUGGUUAGUUUAUAACAAUGAAUUAGUAUUGUGAGAUAAAUAUUGGAAAUUGAUUUUUUAUCGACUAACAUUUCGAUGUUUACCCGUGUUUCUAUUUGAUUUAAACUGAUAAAUAUCUCUUCGAUUAUUAAUGCAUUUAGUAAUUCAGGAUUUGGAUUUCAUAGAAGUGUAUAACUUAGUUUUGAAGCUUUCAAUAUCAUGAAUAUAUAAAGUCGUUUUCAAAUGCGAUAAAAAACUUUAUUGUAGGAAAUAGUAAGAAGAAUUCAUCAAUUUAAAAAAGUUAGGAUGUUUAACUUUAACUUAUUAGCGUUAAUUUUGUGUUGCACUUUUGUUAAAAUAUGGACUUAUCAUCCAAUGUACACAGGCACGAAUCAAGUCCGAGUAGGAGCAUUAUUCGAGUCGCAGCACGAGGCUAUAAGUCUAGCGUUCCAAAAUGCUGUAACAGAGGUACAUGUUGAGUCCAACAGCGUUCCUGCGAUAAUCUACGACAUGGAAAUAUUGACACCAGAUAAAAGCUUUCAGGCCCAAAACAAAUUGUGUUUACAAAUGAAAAGAAGGAAUGGUAUUGCCGCGGUAUUUGGACGAGCUAGUGAAACAUCGCAAUCUCACAUGAAGUUGCUGUGUGACACUACACAAAUUCCUUUCAUAGAGACAUCGUGGAAGGCACGAGAUUCCCGUGCAACAUUUGCAAUUAACUUAUAUCCGGUCAAUGAAGAGCUGAGUAAAGCAUUUGCAGACAUCGUCAAAUACUGGGACUGGAAAAUAUUUACAGUUAUCUAUGAAGAUGGAAACGGUUUGAUAAGGUUACAAAAAGUGCUUGAAAUACCGGGAGGGGAUGAGUACAAAAUGACAAUUAGAGAAUUUGAGGCUCCCCAACAUAACAGCGAUAAGGCGUUGGAAAAUCUGCUCGCAGAUAUGAAAGAGAAAAAAGAAUACAGAAUCAUCAUAGAUUGUCAUGUUACAAGGAUACCUAAGUUCCUUGAAAAGGCCGACUCUAUGGGAAUGUUGUCGGGGUAUUACCAUUUUCAUUUUACUUCACUGGAUUUUACACAAAUUCAUUUAGAACCAUACAUGUAUAAAGGCGCUAAUAUCACAUCUAUGCGACUUAUAGAUCCGUCCAACCCUGCCCUAAAAUCGUUGACAUCUGACUGGACGACAAAGGAAAUAAUUUACGGCAAGUCACCAAUGCUCGGAUCUAAAUUUAUAGGGACAGAAUCAGCGUUGAUGUAUGACGCCGUGCACAUUUUCGCGCAUGCGUUGAGAAACCUUUCUAGAGCUCGACCAGUUUCCACAGAGUCACUAAACUGCCAUAAGCGAGAAAAAUGGUCGAAUGGAACAAGUUUACUGAAUUACAUGAAAACAUCUACAUAUCAUGGACUCUCGGGAGAAAUAAAAUUUGAAGAUGGCCAGAGACAAGGUUUUCGGCUCGGCAUCACUAGUUUAUCAGUCCAUGGGCUAACCGAGAUAGGUAGUUGGAAUACAAACACAGGAAUUAAUAUAACAUCAUUUUCCGUGAUACAGAAAAUAUUUGAUGAUCGGGAACGAUUAAGAAAUACCACUUUACGGGUUGUCACUGUUUAUGAUCCACCAUAUGUCAUGAACUUAUCAGAGCCAAACGAGCAUGGCCGGAUGCAUGAGGGCUUCAUUAUAGACCUUCUUGACGAGUUAUCGUAUAUACUGGGGUUUAACUACACGAUAUACGAACAGGUAGACAGACAGUAUGGUAGUGAAAUAACGCCAGGAAAAUGGAACGGUAUGAUUGGAGAUCUGAUGUCACGUGACAACACAAAAAAGGCUGACAUUGCAGCAGCAGGGUUGUCUAUAACAUAUGCACGAGCCAGGGUGGUUGAUUUCAGCAUGCCGUUUCUAAGCCUUGGUAUCACUAUAAUAUACAAGAAGCCGGUUAUUUCACCGCCCGAUCUUUUUUCCUUCCUUUUACCACUCUCACCUGAUGUCUGGAUCUACAUGGUUGCUGCCUAUCUCUGUGUCAGCUUUAUGAUGUUUAUUAUAGCAAGAUUCACACCCUACGAAUGGGAAAAUCCUCACCCUUGUAACAGUGAGUCAGAGGAAGUAGAGAAUGUAUUUACAAUUCUUAACUGUUUGUGGUUUGCUAUUGGAUCUCUUAUGCAACAAGGUAGCGAUAUAGCACCGAAAGCAUCCUCCACGAGGUGUGUGGCGAGCAUCUGGUAUCUUUUUACUCUAAUAAUCGUAUCCUCAUACACUGCUAAUCUUGCAGCGUUUCUAACAAAAAGCAGGAUGGAUGCGCCAAUAAAAAACGCCGAUGACCUGUCCUUGCAAUCAGAGAUCAAAUACGGAACACUCUCGUCGGGCUCUACUCGAGACUUCUUCAAGAACGCAGAAAUGCCUGUGUACAAGCGGAUGAACGCAUUUAUGACAGCUAAUGGGGACAAGGUCUUUGUAAAAAGUAAUGCAGAAGGUUUCAAGAAAGUAAAAGCUUCUCAAAAUUAUGCGUUUUUAUCAGAAUCUACAUCAAUUGAUUACCAAGUACAGAGGAACUGCGAUCUUAUGCAAAUUGGUGACUUAUUAGACUCUAAAGGAUAUGGCCUUGCUUCCCCUAAAGAUUCUCCAUGGAUAAAAUACAUUUCAAAAGAAAUUGUAAACCUUCAACAGCAACAAGUUAUAUCAAAACUGUACAAAAAAUGGUGGGUGGAGAAAAGCAACACUGUUUGUGAAGACGACAACGCAGACGAUCAACAAACGAGCGCUCUUGGUGUUGGGAAUUUGGGAGGUGUAUUUCUUGUCCUUGCCGGUGGUUCCAUAUUCGCUCUGUUUGUCGCCAUAUUGGAAUUUUUAUGGAAGGCUGGAAGGACAGCUCGAAAACAAAAUGCAUCAUUUUUGACUGAAGUGAAAAAUGGAUUAUAUUUCAUCUUUGUGGAAUGCACAUCUUCGAGGAACAUGGGAGACGAGAACAGCUCUGUUGAUGAAUGUGAAGUGAAUAAAAAUUCUCUACAAAAAACUCCUAAAAUCACUAACGGCAAUUUCUGUAAAGAUGCUGCUGAUUGAUUGAAGUGUUAUGAACUUAAAGUUUUGCUUUAACGAACAGUUGAUUGAUAUACAAAAACAAAAGAUCAAGGUGUAUAUAUAGUGUCACCAAAUCUGCAGCGAUUUUAUUUAGUAAUAAAAUCAUGGCAUUUCGAAGUGUUAAUCUUUUCUUAAUAAUACAUUGUAUCGGUCUUGCUCUUGAACCGACGAACAACAGACAAAUGUAUAGUUUUCUUUAUUCUCAUAUAUCAUUUUACAUGAAACAACAUCCCAAUAAACUGAAACGCCUGUACACAUCAGUUUACGUCGUCUGUUAAUCAUUCGAUGCAAACAAAUGAAAAUUAACUUAAUUAAAUAUGAAAAUGAUAUGUAUAAAUAUAAAAUACAAAGUUUUUGUUUUUCGUUCGUUUUUUGUCUCCGUAAACAUGUGCAAGAUGUCGUUUUUUGUUUGUAAUCUAAUAAGCCAUGUUUAUUCUUUUUUAAUUAUAUUUUAUCAGGAAAUAAA
Molecule: messenger RNA, 3756 nt
Organism: Ruditapes philippinarum (Manila clam)
Lineage: Eukaryota; Metazoa; Mollusca; Bivalvia; Venerida; Veneridae
Product: glutamate receptor ionotropic, kainate 2-like
Exons: 17
Coding region: 534-3272 (912 amino acids)
Biological process (GO): modulation of chemical synaptic transmission; synaptic transmission, glutamatergic; monoatomic ion transport
Cellular component (GO): plasma membrane; postsynaptic membrane
Molecular function (GO): transmitter-gated monoatomic ion channel activity involved in regulation of postsynaptic membrane potential; glutamate-gated receptor activity
Source: RefSeq, a predicted model, not a curated record